AUGAGCGUCGGCCGCGUAGGCAAGCUGCUUUUUAUCUGUGACAGAAUCUCCGGACGACGUUUCCUGUGCGACACGGGUGCACAGAGGAGCGUCCUGCCUGCUUCCCGUUUGGACAUGGCGACCGACAGCCAUGGCCCCCGAUGGAAGCGGCUAACGGGACCCCCAUCCGCACCCGUGAAGCAUGGUGUGGAGCACCAUAUCGCCACAACUGGUCCACCCGUCUACGGCCGUGCUCGGCGCCUCGACCCGACCAAGCUUGCAGUUGCUAAGGCUGAGUUUUCCAACAUGGAACGCCUCGGCAUAGUCCGCCGAUCCGACAGUCCGUGGGCGUCACCCCUUCACAUCGUCCCCAAAUCUGGUGGCGGCUGGCGCCCAUGUGGCGACUACCGGAGGCUUAAUGAGGCAACGACACCUUACCGAUACCCAGUCCCGAACAUACAGGAUUUUUCAGCACACCUGGCCGGUAUGGUGAUUUUUUCUAAAGUGGACCUCGUCCGGGGCUAUCAUCAGGUGCCCAUGCACUCACUGGACAUUUCAAAAACAGCAGUGAUUACGCCGUUUGGUCUUUUUGAGUUCUUAAGGAUGCCGUUCGGCCUUAAAAACUCAGCCCAAUCUUUCCAGCGCCUCAUGGACUCUGUUUUACGGGACCUGCCUUUUCUUUUUGUGUAUUUGGACGACAUUCUGGUAGCGAGCACGUCCAAAUCUCAGCACCUGUCGCACCUCCGAACACUUUUCGAGCGGCUCAACCAACAUGGCCUGAUUGUUAACCCUGCCAAGUGCCAGUUUGGUCUCUCCACCAUCGACUUCCUGGGACACAGAGUCACCAAGGACGGUGCAGUCCCUCUCCCAUCAAAGGUGGAGGCGGUCACACAGUUUCCACGCCCGCUCACCGUGAAAGCCCUGCAGGAGUUCCUCGGCAUGAUAAACUUUUACCACCGUUUCAUCCCUCGAGCCGCUCAGCUCAUGCAGCCCUUGCACGAGGCCUUGAAAGGUAAACCCACGCACGCUGUGGACUGGACUGAGGGCAGGGACAAGGCGUUUGCUGACACUAAGGCAGCCCUGGCGCAGGCCACCAUGCUGGCACAUCCUUCAGCCACAGCCUCCAUCGCCAUCACCUCGGACGCCUCUGACUACGCUGUCGGUGCUGUCUACGAGCAGUGGGUAGGCGGGGCCUGGCAGCCCCUUGCCUUCUUCAGCCGCCAGCUGCGCGCUAACGAGCGUAAGUACAGCACUUUCGACCGGGAGCUGCUGGGUCUCUACCUCGCCAUCAGACAUUUUCGUUUCCUGCUGGAAGGUCGACACUUCACCGCCUUUGUCGACCACAAGCCGCUGGUGUUCGCCAUGGCCAAAGUGGCCGAGCCGCAGUCCUCGGCCGAUCGUUCCCACGGGUGGAGACGACGUCUUCGAUGCCAUCCACGGUCUCUCCCACCCGGUUCGAAAGCGUCACAGAGGCUGGUGGCGGCGAAGUUUGUUUGGCGCGGCCUCAAAAAGGACGUAAGAGACUGGGCUACCACUUGCCUUGAGUGCCAACGGGCCAAAAUACAUCGCCACACUAAAGCCCCGCUAGAGUUGUUCCCGGUGCCAGAGAGGCGUUUUGACCAUGUUAACGUGGAUCUGGUUGGCCCUCUGCCCUCCUCUCAGGGUUUCACCUACCUGUUGACCAUGGUUGACAGGACCACCCGUUGGCCCGAGGCUGUGCCACUGACAUCGUUGGCAUCUGUCGAGAUGACCCGGGCAUUCAUCGGCACCUGGGUUGCCCGUUUCGGCACCCCUUCGGACAUAUCCUCUGACCGGGGCGCGCAGUUCACGUCUGAGCUGUGGAACGCGGUGGCCCACAGCCUCGGAGCGAAACUCCACCGCACGACCGCAUACCACCCGCAGGCUAACGGACUCUGUGAGCGGUUUCACAGGUCAAUGAAAGCUUCUCUUCGUGCCGGCCUCAAAGACAGCAACUGGGUCGACAAGCUCCCGUGGGUGAUGCUCGGCAUCAGGACUGCGCCGAAGGAAGACCUACAGUCCUCAUCCGCGGAGCUCGUCUAUGGCCAGCCACUGCGGGUUCCAGGGGAUUUUGUUCCCCCCUCCACCGUUCCCUGGCUGCCUCUCCAGCGGGCCGGGCUACUGGACAAUGCGAGGCUUUUCGCACCGGUCCCUACUUCCCAUCACGGCCUCCCUCAGUCGCACAUCCCCGCUGGGCUUCAGACGGCUGAAUACGUCUUUAUUCGCCACGACGCUCACAGGGGACCGCUACGCCCGCCCUACGAGGGCCCGUUCCGGGUUUUGGAGACGGGAGACAAACAUUUUAUGGUGGACAUGGGUGGUAAACCGGAGCGACUCUCCAUUGACCGCCUCAAACCAGCUCAUUUGGACGUUGCUAGGCCCAUUGAAUUGGCCCAGCCCCCACGACGCGGGCGUCCUCCAGCUUUGCACCCACCCUCUGCUCCCCUCCCUCCCAAAUCUCCCACACUCCAGGCCCCACACCCAUGUCAUGGUGGUACACCUGCCACAGUAGUGUCUCCUCGACCCCCUGUAAAGCACAGCCGUGCUGGCCGGUUACUCCGACCACCUCGCCGAUGA
Messenger RNA from Pseudoliparis swirei, 2574 nucleotides. RefSeq lists its product as uncharacterized. NCBI's taxonomy places the organism in Eukaryota, Metazoa, Chordata, Actinopteri, Perciformes, Liparidae. Gene Ontology annotation, molecular function: nucleic acid binding. The record is from RefSeq and is a predicted model, not a curated record. Gene Ontology annotation, biological process: DNA integration.